CUGACCCUUCCAAGAUGGCGCCGGCGUCGCAAACUUUUCCUCUGUAUUAUAAGAGCACUUCCGGUUGCGCCGGAUGCAGGCGUUAGAGGCCUGCGGGAGGGCAUCGGUGCUUGUCCGCUUUGCGCUGGGAGCCUCUGGCGCCAGAAUGGACCGGAGGAAAAAGCCUUUGGACGUUACUGCCUCUUCGUUGGUAGACCUUAAGGCUGAACUCUUCCGAAAACAAGAAGAAUAACAAGAAAAACUUCUAAAAGAUUCUGGAGUUUUGGGAAAACCAAAAACAACUAAUAAGAAACCAAGUAUCUGGAGCAAACAGAAUGUAGGAGUUACAAAUAGAGCUGAGAAGGAUGCAGAACAGAAGAUUGAGGAACAGAAGACUUUAGACAAAGCAAGAGAGAAAUUGGAAGAAAAAAGCCAAUUAUAUGAAAAAAUGCCUAAAGGAGACUUUAUAGAAGUGGAGGAUAUGUACCUUGUGGAUUUCACACAGAAGAUCAUAGACAAACACAAAGAGAUGGAGGUGUUUGGUGCCAAUAGAGAUUGUAGGAAGGCAGGAGAAAGAGACGAUGAUGAAGAAAAUCUUUCUGAAAAAGAUAUACCUCCUCCCCAGGACCCCGGUGAAGAAUGGGUGGAUUAUGUGGAUUCUUUAGGGCGAUCUCGCCGCUGUAUGAAAAAGGAUUUGCCAGAUCUGCUGGAGAUGGAUAAAAAUCUUCAGGGGAGGCUUUUCGUUAGUCCUGCUAAUGAGAAAACCUUAUUAUCUGAAGAUAUGAGAAAAGAACUUCAGCGCCAGCAAUGGGAGGAAGAAGAAAGAGAGGCCUUGAAAAGGCCGAUGGGGCCCAUACAUUAUGAAGACAUUCGUGAAAAUGAGGCCCGGCAACUUGGUGUUGGAUAUUUUGCCUUUGCCCGAGAUAAAGAGUUGAGAAACAAGCAGAUGAAAACGUUAGAGAUGCUACGUGAACAGACAACAGAUCAGAGAACAAAACGAGAGAACAUAAAGGAAAAGCGAAAGGCUAUGUUAGAAGCAAGGCUUGCUAAACUCCGACAAAAAAAGAUGAAAAAGUCAAAAGAAGAUGGAGCAGAGGAAGAAAACAAAGAUGUUAUUGGGCCUUUGCCACCAGAACCAGAGGCUGUGCCAACCCCACGUACUGCUGCCCAGAGUAGCAAAGUGGAAGUCAUCGUUCAGGAGAGGAAGGAUACCCGCCCGGGAGUGCCGCAUGUCCGAGAGUGGGACAGAGGAAAAGAGUUUUCCUUUGGGUUCUGGUCGAAGAGGCAGUCAGAUCUCCGGGCUGAGAGAGAUCCUGAGUUUGCCCCACCAUCGGAUUACUUUGUGGGUCAAAAGAGAACUGCUUCCCUCAGUAGCGAGACGUGGAGCAGACCUGCAGCUGCACCGAGCGACGCAGGACAGUGCUCUGGCCAGAGUCGUGACACUGGCUCUUCACAUCCACCAUCCACUCCUGCCCCCAGCAGCCCACCACGAGCCCCAACAGUCACUUUUGAAACUCUGGACGAUAUGAUAUCAUAUUAUAAACAAGUGACAUGAACUUCCAAACUGUUCUGAUUUGGGUCUCUACUGUGGAUAGUGCCUUCUUCUCCUAAAUUGGGGAAGAUAAUUUAAUUUUAGGGACUGAAUUGUACCUUUUUCCUCCCGUCCUUUCCCUGGAAGACACAGACUUCAGGUUGGAUUUGUCUGUCAGCAAGGAAGAAAGUGAAUGGUACCAUGGGAAUUCUGUGGCCACGUGGCUGUUCAUUUUUUUCUAAUUGAUAUGGAGCCCUGUCCUUCUGGAUUUAUGUGUAAGCUGUCAUGUAUGACCCCGAAGAGCUCGUAACCCUGUUUCA
Molecule: messenger RNA, 1830 nt
Organism: Lynx canadensis (Canada lynx)
Lineage: Eukaryota; Metazoa; Chordata; Mammalia; Carnivora; Felidae
Gene: CCDC174
Product: coiled-coil domain containing 174
Cellular component (GO): nucleus
Source: RefSeq, a predicted model, not a curated record